Molecule: messenger RNA, 1938 nt
Organism: Rhodofomes roseus
Lineage: Eukaryota; Fungi; Basidiomycota; Agaricomycetes; Polyporales; Fomitopsidaceae
Exons: 5
Coding region: 137-1624 (495 amino acids)
Source: RefSeq, a predicted model, not a curated record
GUACUACAUACUUAUCAGCGUUCGCCUCAGCAGGUCGAUGACGCUGAACAUAUAUCACGCGUUGCAGUGACAUUUUUUUUCGCAAACUCUUGGAGAUUAGGGCGGGCUCAGAGUCAGCGUGGAAUCCACUAGGAGGAUGACAUCGCGUACCGAUCUUUUAUCCCUGGACGACGACGUCCUCUGGAUCAUCGUCUCAUGGCUUCCACAUCAUGCCGCCGCACAGCUGGCGUUGACGUCCCGUGCCGUAGGCACAGCUGCCAGACGGCGCGUUCUUUCUUCACUACAGAUUGCAGCGCCAUUCGCAAGCAUCGAGUUUCACAAGUUUAUGCUCGAGGAGGACGAUGGGUACCGCCUGCAAUGUCUACGGAGGCUCACCAUUAAUCUUUCGAGUCUCCCCCCGCACGAGCUGCCCGACGGCUACACACCACUUGCCGACGUCCUUAAACGGGCGCGAAACCUGCAAGCACUCGUAGUUCCGUCUCUUGAGCAACAUCUGGCCACCCGGAAUGGCCAUGUACUAGGCGAUGCAAUCGCGGCUCUCCAUGACCUGCGCGAACUCGACCUUCGGAGUGUCGGUGGGAAAGGCCUAGACCUCUGCAAGAGGCUGGCCUCCAAGCCCGAUGUAUUGCGCUUCCAAGCACUAUCGACGGAUACCGAGCCGCACACGCUGAUAGAUCGCACCAUGCUUUCAGAGCUGAACGUCCUGCAGAGGGCGUCGACCAUCAUCCUUCACGAAUUCACAUUCGUGCAAUCUGAUCACGAUCGAUAUCAGCCGCUAUCGCCGUCACCGCUUCCGAAGUCUGCUUCCUUAUGGCCCAACGCAAAGACCCUACGUCUUAAAAACAUGGACCCUAUGCCCGUCGUGGCGCUCUGUCCGAAUCUAGCAUCACUGUACAUUUCGGCCGUAAACGAUGGUGGACCCUUCUACCCCGACGAUGUACACAACCCGUACAGCACCAUCGACACCCUGGUACCUGAAGUCACGACACGCCUGCGUGUCUUCGACGUAUCCGUCAACAACGACCGGUCUGAUUUGAGCGAGACGAUCGACACCAUAUUCCGUGCAUCAUAUCCGCGCGUGCUCUCAAUUCCAUACUUCUGGGAGUCGCUCGCAAGCGUCGCGAAGCAUCCUGGCUCGAGACUACGCUAUCUGGAUGUGCUGUUUCACGACCACACCGAUCUCGCGCAGGAUUGGCUGGAUGAGUACCUCCCGAUGUUCUCCAACUGCGGCAUUCUCUGCAUACGCAUCAGGCUCGUCGAGUUCAUCGACGACACCAUUACCGAGCAAGAAUGGCAAUCUCGCGAAGACGACGACUGGGACGACUGGAUGGUGGGCAGCGAAUGGAAAGAGCUGCGGGACGCCAUUCCCAACCUCGUAUUGAAGGCGGUACCGUCCCUCCGCUACGUUUCCGUGUCGCCCGGUUACAUGGUACAGGACUGGAAUGGCCUUGAUGAGCCGGCUUUUGUUGGGCAGACGCGGUGGUGGCGCGCUACGAGCGGCAACUCGGAGGCAGGCUUAGAGGAUGGACAAGCUACAGCCGAACUGGUGGAAAUCGAUGCAGGAGAGGGUCAGAGGAUCGACGAAUACAUGCGCAGCGAGGCGUUUCAAGAAGGGAGCCUGUAGGUGAUGCAUUCGUUGCCGACCUUCCACGAUAAUGUCACGAACUUGCGAGUUGGGAAAAUCGUGGCGAAACCGUACCUGUAGUCUCAUGGCUGUGAACGACACUAGCAAAGCUUGGGUAUGCCCAAUGAUGGAAUGAGCAACUCAGGUUCCCUCGUCAGCCCUCUGAGACGAUUGUCGUUGCCGGCACGCCUUGGGAUGCGAUCAAGCUCAAUGAUGGAACAGAGAUUGCGAGCAUCGCGUUAGGAACGUGGAAACUCGGAAAUGGUCAGACUACAAUCGACAGGGUGAACCAAGCUCUCGAAGUCGGCUUCACG